CGUGGAAUCGUUUGCUUCCGUGGCUACUUGCCGGCGUCAACAAAUCAUGGCUGUUAAACUGCACUUAGUUUCUUGUUUGUUCGCGUUUUCUGUGUUGUUACCGUACGUACGGGGUGGUGGCGAAACGCUAGUUCUACUAGACAACCUCGCCAUCAAAGAGACGCACUCGAUAUUCUUCAAAUCCUUGCAAGAUCGAGGUUUUAAACUUACCUUCAAGUCCGCCGACGACCCGUCUUUAUCGCUCAAGAAGUAUGGAGAAUAUCUCUACAAGCACUUGAUUCUCUUCUCCCCUUCGGUAGAAGAAUUUGGAGGCACCAUCAACGUCCAAGCACUAACCGAGUUUGUUGACGAUGGAGGCAACAUUUUGGCUGCUGCUAGUUCCAGUGUCGGCGACGUCAUUCGUGAACUGGCCAAUGAGUGCGGCUUCGAAAUUGAUGAGGAGGGUAGCUACGUGAUUGACCAUCUCAACUACGACGUGUCUGAUGAAGGAAAGCAUACAACGAUUGUCGCGGACCCCGAAAACCUGCUGGAUGCACCCACGGUCAUCGGCAGCAAGAACAUUCCACCCCUGCUCUUCAAGGGUGCAGGUAUCAUAUCGGAUCAGGAGAACCCCCUCGUCCUGGAGGUGUUGACUGCAUCGUCGACAGCCUACAGCAGUAAUCCAGACAACAAGAUCACUGAGUAUCCUCACGCUGUUGGCAAGAACACGCUGCUCAUCUCGGCGCUGCAAGCAAGGAACAAUGCCCGUGUGGUGUUCUCCGGAUCCAUGGACUUUUUCAGUGACAAGUACUUCUCGUCCCCUGUCCAAAAAGCCACUCCAGGCUCUAAGAAGCACGCAAUCUCCGGCAACCAGGCUUUGGCCUUCGCGCUGUCGCAGUGGGUCUUCAAGGAGAAGGGUGUGCUCAGGGCACAGAACAUCAAGCACUACAAGAAGGGAGAGAAGAAUGCACCGGACGCAUACACAGUCAUGGACGAUGUUGUGUACAGCAUUGAGAUUGAGAUCCUGAAGGGUGACAAGUGGGUGCCCUUUGAGGCCAAUGACCUGCAACUUGAGUUUGUUCGCAUUGAUCCAUUUGUGCGAACCAAGCUUCAUAAGAAGGGCCAGCAGUACGAGGCCCAGUUCAAGGUACCUGACGUCUACGGAGUUUACCAGUUUAAAGUAGACUACAACCGCAUCGGCUACACACAUUUGUACACAUCUACUCAGGUUUCUGUGAGGCCGCUACAGCACACGCAGUACGAGCGCUUCAUCCCUUCUGCCUACCCAUACUAUCUGAGCGCCUUCUCCAUGAUGGUCGGAGUGUUCCUGCUCAGUUGCGUCUUCCUCCACCACAAAGACACGCCCAAAAGCAAGGCUGAGUGAAGCAGUCGGCUGCUGCGACAGUCACCUCAUCCGCGCGUCGAUCCAGGUUUUGUUUCCACACCAUUGUCUCAUUACACAAGUCACCACGUGCGUCCUUGUUCUGGUCCAGCGAUAACACGCAAGCUGAAAAGAGCAAGCCUGGAAGUUUCGAAUCCUGCCUAAAAAUUGCAGAGUGUGAAUGGUCAUUGAAGACAGUGGGACAUAACUUUUUUUUUUCUGUUACGUUUUUUGGUUUUGCAUUUGAAUGUUGUGUUGAGUGUGAGGAUUCAAAGACAUUCUUCUGGGUUUCAUGCUUUCUUUUUUCUUCAAAUAAAAUGUAAAAUAAAGAAC
Molecule: messenger RNA, 1693 nt
Organism: Rhipicephalus microplus (southern cattle tick)
Lineage: Eukaryota; Metazoa; Arthropoda; Arachnida; Ixodida; Ixodidae
Gene: Ost48
Product: dolichyl-diphosphooligosaccharide--protein glycosyltransferase non-catalytic subunit Ost48
Cellular component (GO): oligosaccharyltransferase complex; endoplasmic reticulum membrane
Source: RefSeq, a predicted model, not a curated record